AUGCUCAUUUACAUAGGGCUGUCCUCUAUCUCACUACUGACUGUGUCUCUCAACCUGCUGGUCAUCAUCGCCAUCUCCCACUUCAGGCAGCUCCACACCCCCACCAACCUCCUCCUCCUCUCUCUGGCUGUAGCUGACUUCCUUGUUGGUCUCCUUGUGAUGCCGUUUGAAAUCGUCUUUGCAGAACCCUGCUGGUUCCUUGGUGAUUUGGUCUGUGCUUUGUAUUAUUUCUUACCCUUUUCUAUUGUCAAUGUAUCAGUAUUACAUAUGGUUCUCAUAUCAGUUGACCGUUAUGUGGCUAUCUGUGACCCUUUGCACUACCCCACCAAAAUCACUCAAAAGAGAGUUCAAAUCUUUGCUCUUCUGUGUUGGAUUUAUGCUGUUUUCUACAGCAUUCUGCUUUUAUAUGAUAACCUGAAACAACCAGGCAGGUAUAAUUCCUGCUAUGGAGAAUGUGUGGUUAACUAUAAUGGAGCUGUUGACAUGGUGUUAAUGUUUAUCCUUCCCAUUACUGCCAUCAUCAUUCUGUAUAUGAGAGUAUUUGUGGUGGCUGUGUCUCAGGCCCGUGCCAUGCGCUCCCACAUUGCAACUGUGACACUGCAGCAUUCAGUGACUGUAACUGUUAAGAAAUCAGAGAUGAAAGCAGCCAGGACUCUUGGUGUCCUUGUUGCUGUGUUUCUCAUGUGUUUUUGUCCAUAUUAUUGUCUCACCCUCACUGGGUAUGACCUCAUUAUGGAUUCAUCAAUUAACGCAUUUAUUAUUUAUGUGGUAUAUUUUAACUCCUGUCUAAACCCUAUGAUCUAUGCCUUUUUGUACCCCUGGUUUAGAAAAUCUGUUAAACUCAUUGUUACCCUUGAGAUACUGAAGCCUAACUCCUGUGAGGCCAAUGUACUGCAGAGAGAAACUGUGGAGCGACUGUAA
Monopterus albus (swamp eel) is the source of this 921-nucleotide messenger RNA. Its product is annotated as trace amine-associated receptor 9-like. Gene Ontology annotation, molecular function: trace-amine receptor activity. The transcript has 2 exons. Bases 1 to 921 code for a protein of 306 amino acids. Gene Ontology annotation, cellular component: membrane. NCBI's taxonomy places the organism in Eukaryota, Metazoa, Chordata, Actinopteri, Synbranchiformes, Synbranchidae. The record is from RefSeq and is a predicted model, not a curated record. Gene Ontology annotation, biological process: G protein-coupled receptor signaling pathway.